AUGGUCGAUGGGGCUGAUGUUAUCAAUUUUGAUGGCCAUGUUGUGUUACCGUACAGAUUUGGACACAAGAAAAAAACCUUGAAAACGCUGAAAGAUGUCAUCGCUUUGAAAUUUAAAACCUCUGAAAGCGAAGGUGUAAUCUUCCAUGGAGAAGGCCAGCAAGGAGACUACAUCACUCUGGAACUGAAAAAAGCCAAGUUGGUCCUUAGUUUAAAUUUAGGCAGCAACCAAUAUGGCUCCAUUUAUGGCCACACAUCUGUGACAACCGGCAGCCUCUUAGAUGACCACCACUGGCAUUCCGUAGUGAUAGAACGUCAUGGGAGAAACAUCAACCUUACACUUGAUAGACACAUGCAGCAUUUUCGGAUCAAUGGGGAAUUUGAUUACCUGGACCUAGACUAUGAGAUAACAUUUGGUGGCAUGCCUUUUUCUGGAAAGCCAAGUUCCAGCAGCAGAAAGAAUUUCAAGGGCUGCAUGGAAAGCAUCAUCUACAAUACCAAUAAUAUCACAGACAUGGCCAGGAGAAAGAAGCUGGAGCCUUCUCAUGUGGGAAAUUUAAGCUUUUCCUGUGUGGAGCCGCAUACCGUGCCUGUCUUUUUCAACGCCACCAGUUAUCUGGAAGUUCCUGGUCGCCUGAAUCAGGAUGUGUUUUCAAUCAGCUUUCAAUUCCGGACUUGGAAUCCUAAUGGACGUUUACUGUUCAGCAACUUUGCCGAAGGGCUGGGCAGCGUGGAGAUUGACCUGAUCGAGGGCAAAGUCAGCGUCCACAUCAAUGUCACUGGCGGGAAGAAGAAUCAAAUAGACAUCUUUUCAGGCACUGGACUGAACGACGGACAAUGGCACGAAGUCCAGUUUUUAGCAAAAGAAAAUUUUGCAGUUCUCACCAUCGACGGUGAUGAAGCUUCCUCCGUUCGAAGCAACAGCCCGCUCAGAGUAAUGACAGGAGACAAAUAUUUAUAUGGAGGUUUCCUAACACAGGCGAAUGGCUUGGAGCACUCCAUUCUCCACCUCUCCUUCCAAGGUUGCAUGCAGCUUAUCCACGUGGACGAUCAGCUGGUGGAUUUGCACGCAGUGGAGCAAGGGAAGCUGGGAAGCUUUGCGAACGUUAGCAUUGACAUGUGUGCCAUUAUCGAUCGGUGUGUGCCCAAUCACUGUGAACACGGUAGCAAAUGCACCCAAACAUGGGACAGCUUCACGUGCACUUGCAAUGGAACGGGAUACAGCGGAGCCACGUGCCAUAACUCUGUUUACGAACUCUCCUGCGAAGCCUAUAAACACUUGGGGAAAGCGUCAGGUUCCUACUGGAUAGAUCCAGAUGGCAGUGGUGCACUGGGACCGUUGAAGGUUUUCUGCAAUAUGACAGAGGACAAAGUGUGGACUAUCGUGAAUCAUAACCUGCCGAUGCAGUCCUCAGUGGUGAGCAACAAGCCAGAGAAGCACGCUUCACUGGCCCUUAACUACAACACCACCAUGGACCAGAUCUCUGCCAUCACCAGCAGUGCCGAGUAUUGUGAGCAGUUCGUCUCCUACUUCUGUAAGCUGUCGAGGUUGCUGAACACCCCAGAGGGCAAUCCAUACACCUGGUGGAUUGGGAAAUCCAAUGAAAAGCACUACUACUGGGGCGGCUCCGGGCCAGGCAUUCAAAAAUGUGCCUGCGGCAUUGAACGGAACUGUACCGAUUCCAGAUACUACUGCAACUGUGACGCUGAUCACAAACAGUGGAGAAAAGACACCGGGUUCCUGUCUUACAAAGACCAUCUACCUGUCAGCCAAGUUAUAGUCGGGGACAUUGAUCGGCCUGGCUCAGAAGCAAAGCUCACUGUGGGCCCUCUGCGAUGCCAUGGAGACCAAAAGCUGAGUCGCAACUCCAACAUACCUUUAACAUUUAAUAAAAAUCUUGGGGGGGGGGAUCUUGUCGUUGGUCUUUCAGCCCCAACUGAAGUGUCCUUUUCAUUCGACGUGGGAAACGGCCCAGUGGAGAUCAUCGUGAGGUCACCCAGCCCGCUCAACGAUGACCAGUGGCAUCACGUCGUGGCUGAGCGAAAUGUUAAACAAGCCAGCCUGCUGGUAGAUCAGCUCCCAGUGGAGAUCCGGAAGGCCCCUAUGGAAGGCCACACCCGGCUGGAGCUGUUCAGCCAGUUAUACGUUGCUGUCCUUUCAUGUUCUUGUCCCGGUGCUGCAGGUGGACAGAAGGGAUAUCUAGGCUGCAUUCGCUCUUUACGGAUGAACGGGGUCACUCUGGAUUUAGAAGAAAGAGCAAAAGUGACCCCAGGAGUGAAGCCUGGAUGCUCGGGCCAUUGCACCAGUUUUGGGAUGUACUGUCAGAAUGGCGGCAGGUGUGUUGAAAAGUACAACGGCUACUAUUGCGACUGCUCCAGGACGGCGUACGACGGUCCAUUUUGCAAAAAAGAGGUUGGCGCAUUUUUUGAAGAAGGGAUGUGGCUCCGGUAUAACUUUUCGUCUGCAGGGAAUAACCUGAAGGACUUAGUCAGCAGGACUCUCUUGAGCUCGACGGAACCGGAGAACGCUGCGUCCGACCUGACCCUGGACAGAGAAGAGCUGAGCUUUAGUUUCAGCACCAGCAAACCCCCCAGCGUCCUCCUCUACAUCAGUUCUUACACCAAGGACUACAUGGCAGUGCUCUUGAACGCCUCUGGAAAUUUACAGAUUCGAUACAAUCUGGGAGGCGCCAAAGAACCAUAUAACAUCAACGUCGAUCCAAGGAAUGUAGCAAAUGGGCAACCGCACAGCAUUAACAUCACACGGAAAGGGAAGGAGAUCAUUGUUCAGCUGGACCACUAUCCUCCGAUGACCCACAGCCUGCCGGGAAUGUCAGACCUUCAGUUCAGCUCCUUGAAGUCCCUCUUUCUAGGAAAAGUAAUAGAGCUUGGGACGAUUGAUGAAGAGAUCCGUAAAUACAACACACCAGGAUUCUCUGGCUGCCUGUCUCGAGUACAGUUCAACCAGCUCGCCCCACUCAAAGCGGCCUUGAGACCAACCAACAUCUCCACUCGCGUCCACACGGAAGGUCAUCUUGUAGAAUCCAACUGUGGGGCCAAUCCACUAACCAUCCAACCAAUGUCUUCUGUGACAGAUCCUUGGCAUGCCGAUUCAGCCAGUGCCGAUCCCUCACAUGACGGUAAAAUGCUGGGGAGCAACGUUAAUAGAAAUUCAGCAAUUAUUGGAGGCAUCAUCGCCGUCGUGAUCUUCACCAUCCUCUGCACCCUGGUUUUCCUCAUACGCUACAUGUUCCGCCACAAGGGAACGUACCACACCAAUGAGGCCAAGGGGGCGGAAUCUGCCGAAAGCGCCGAUGCAGCCAUCAUGAACAAUGACCCCAAUUUUACGGAAACCAUUGACGAGAGCAAAAAAGAGUGGCUUAUCUGAGAUUGGGGGUGGGGCGGGGAGCGGAAGGCGUGGGAGGAGGGACCGGGGAGGGACCGGGGAAGACUUUUUCAGCAAGGAGAAGAGAGCUCUCUCUUACAGACUCUUGAGCACAUCUAGUUUUUAAAAAAGAGAGAGAGAGAGAUCAGCACAACUGAAGGAGCAAGCGACAGACAAAACAUUGAGACUAGAAACCACGGCGGCGUUCCUGGAGAGUACUUUUUAAACCUCGAUUUGCAGCGAAAUCGCCCCCCCCUUCUUGUAUGCAUCUAAACCAAGAGCAUCAGAAUCCAGCAUUGGUUCACCCUUUGUCAGUAAUCUAUCUGUCUUCUUUGUGUGUGGCUAGAGGUGUUCAAAAACCCCUGUAAGUAACGGGGCCCACUUUUCUAUAUUUUUUUAAAAGCCCUUUAAAAUGUAAAUAUCUCUCCCCGGAGAAUGGCAGAUCAGAGUCCGAAAUCCGGGACUGUUCUUCUCUUAGUGUUUCUUGCA
This is a messenger RNA of Gekko japonicus, 3873 nucleotides long. RefSeq names its product contactin associated protein-like 2 (gene CNTNAP2). Lineage: Eukaryota; Metazoa; Chordata; Lepidosauria; Squamata; Gekkonidae. The coding region runs from base 1 to 3387 and encodes 1128 amino acids. The transcript has 22 exons. The record is from RefSeq and is a predicted model, not a curated record.